AUGGAGAAAUCCGAGGAUGCUACUGUCAUCACCACCGAAGAUCGACAUACGCCAACUUCUCAAAAUGCGACGGGUGCGGCCGACCUUACGAUGACCGAACCUGGUAAACGCACACGCAAAGACACCUACUUGACUUGGUCGAACAUCCUGGGCGCGUUUCUGCUACAAGUGUGCGGUUUCGGGUAUACUACGUCCUUUGGGGUGUAUCAAGAUUAUUAUACACGCGUCUAUCUCAAGGACAGCUCGUCUUCGCUCAUUUCGUGGGUCGGUAGCAUCAAUGCCUUUAUCGUCAUUUCGGCUGGUCUCGUUACUGGCCCGCUCUAUGACCGCGGAUACUUCUAUCAUCUUCUGUAUGGUGGCUCCCUCGUAACCGCGAUCUCUCUCUUUAUGCUCUCGCUAGCUCAACAGGGCGCAUAUUACCAAAUUUUUCUCGCGCAAGGCGUCGGAGCCGGCAUCGGAGGAGGGCUGCUCUACAUCCCUGCCAUCUCGGCCGUCUCCGCUCGCUUCACUUCCGGAGGCCGCGCUCGUGCCACCGCGCUCACCCUCGUCGCCUCCGGGUCCUCGGUCGGCGCGGUCGUCCACCCAAUCAUGCUCAACAGCACCCUUCAAAGGUGGGGGUUCGAGGCCGCGGCGAGGGCUAAUGCCGCGCUCAUCACCGGCGUACUCGUCGUCGGGUGUGCCCUCAUGCGCGACAAGUCGCACAGAAAAAGCGGCAGCUCACCACAAUGGAGAGGCCUCUGGAAACUGGCUGGAAAGUUCAUCCGGGAUGGACCGUACGUCUGUACCUCAGCCGGGAUGAUGAUUUUCAUUGUCGCGUACUAUUAUCCGGUGUUCUACAUUCAGCUCGAUGCCUACUCCACGGCCCUUGUCAUUAUGAACGUAGCUGCCAUUGUGGGCCGCAUCGCACCUGGAUUCGUGGCCGGCCGAAUCGGUGUUGCCCACAUGAGCACGUUCGCCACGUUUGCGUGCUCCGUCGUGAUAUUCGGCAUGAUUGGCCUCCAAAGCGCGACCAGCGUUAUCGUGAUUGCGAUACUUUUGGCUUUUUCGGCGGCAGUUAUAUCUCUCUUUGGCACCGGUCAUUGCGGAUAUGACAGACGACGCCUCUGA
This is a messenger RNA of Epithele typhae, 1107 nucleotides long. Its product is annotated as major facilitator superfamily domain-containing protein. Bases 1 to 1107 code for a protein of 368 amino acids. The record is from RefSeq and is a predicted model, not a curated record. Gene Ontology annotation, cellular component: fungal-type vacuole membrane. NCBI's taxonomy places the organism in Eukaryota, Fungi, Basidiomycota, Agaricomycetes, Polyporales, Epitheliaceae. Gene Ontology annotation, molecular function: transmembrane transporter activity. The transcript has 10 exons. Gene Ontology annotation, biological process: transmembrane transport.